Merops nubicus (carmine bee-eater) is the source of this 1219-nucleotide messenger RNA. Its product is annotated as kinesin-like protein KIF20B. Lineage: Eukaryota; Metazoa; Chordata; Aves; Coraciiformes; Meropidae. The transcript is spliced from 2 exons. The record is from RefSeq and is a predicted model, not a curated record. The annotation marks the transcript as partial.
GCACAGCAACUCACCGCUCCAGAUCUCCUGUUGCUACCCAACGACCAAGAGAGACAGCAGCGUGUCAAGCAUCACCCAGACGAGAGCUGGGAAGAGAACUCUCAAGAGCAAAAGAGAACUGACUAUGUCGAGAGAAAUACUUCUGAGAAGCAUGCAGAAAUGCUAACACUGAAGGAAAGAAUUGAAACCUUGGAGAGUCAGCUAGCUGCUCUUGAAGAACAGUGCAGAAUAGAAGAAACCAAAAAGGAUGAAUUCCAUGGGCAGAUAACAAACUUGCGUCUCAAGCUUUCUGCUUCUGAAGAAAGAGCUUCUGGCUUAAAUGAAGAACUUGAGCAGUGUCGAGCUGACUAUCAGGAGAUUGUUUCCGAAUUGGACAAACAGAAAACUAUAAAUAGGGAACAAGAACAAAAGAUUAUUCAGCUAAAUAAUGAAGUAGAAGGUGCUAAACAAAAUAUAAUUGAUAAAGUGUCAAAAAUGAAAGCCAUGCAGUCCAAAGUAGAUGAGUCGUAUAAAUGUCACUUAGCUUCUUAUGCUAUGGAUGUUGAUUUGGUUAAUCUAAAGGAUUCCUUAGACUCUCAGAAAGGUGAACCAGAGAGAGCUCAAAUGAGUCUUUCAGAGAUGCAGUCCCAAACUGCUUCUACAGCAGAUCUGAGAUGGGAGAGCUCAUUUCACUGCAGUAUUGAAAGUAUUUGGGAAGAAUGCAAAAAUAUUAUUAAGGCUUCUUCUCAAAAAAGUCAGCGGAUACAAGAGCUACUUCAACAAGUUGAAGACUUAAAGGGGGAACUGGAUGGCGCUGAGAAUUAUAAUAGUCAACUAAAAAUAAAAUUACAUGAGAUCUCAAAUCAAGAUCAUCAGUCCAUAAAGGAAAAAGAUCUUAUGAAUCAGUUACAAGAACAAAUCCAGAAGAAGACCGAGGAUUUUGAAAAACAGGCUGCAGAAGAUCACAGAGUAAUUGCACAGUUUGAGGAGGAAGUUACCAGCCACAAAGCAAAAAUAAGAGAGCUUGAAUGCCUCUUGGAGUCUUUUAGAGCUAAAGAUGACAGAAUAACAAAGUUAGAAGUAGUACUUAAAGAAAAAGAAUCUAUUAUCUUAAAUCUAGAAAGUAAUACAGCAGCUCUGCAAGAGAGAUGUGCUAAUUCAGACAAAAAAUUGAAAGAACUGAAUGAUCAAGAAGCAAAUCUGAAGGAGGAAAUUCUUCGGCUGAUGAACAGCUUGGAGA